Molecule: messenger RNA, 6490 nt
Organism: Schistosoma margrebowiei
Lineage: Eukaryota; Metazoa; Platyhelminthes; Trematoda; Strigeidida; Schistosomatidae
Source: the annotation of a GenBank genome assembly
UUAUUGUACCCGUUAAAUCAAAUCUUCCAGCACGUGAUAAAGGUGUGUUGUUGAAUGUCCAGAAUGUUCUUAUAUCUGUAUGAGAAAACAUGGUUUUCGAAAAGACUGGGAAAGUUACCAUAUCCGUAGUUGGGUAUCCAGGCUCAGGAACGGAUGUUCGUCAACAUGUUGGGAAAUCUUGUCUCAUAAACCGUUUUAUGGCCCCAUACAGGUUCAAUGAAAACCACUUGUCAAUUUUAAGUUUGUCAGAUUAUGAUAGUGAAGUCAUCUGUUCAAGCCACUGGCUAUAUUGGGGAGACAGUAGUGUGAAUGUUAACGGCUGUAAACUACAUAUCCAAAUAAUUGAGCAGUGUGACUUUGUGGAUGACCAUCUUUUCCAACCUCUUUUCGAACCCAGACCAUAUUCAGAACGAUGUUUGGACUUUAAAAUCACCUUGCAUUCAAGAAAGUUGUGUUACGUUUGUAAGGAGCAGCUUGGGCAUGAGUCGGCUUUUCCGCAGGUUUAUCUUGAACCCACCACUUUAUUUGUAGAUGUCUUCGUAUGUGUAUAUGACAUGUCAUUAUGUGGUCCUUCGGCUCUGCAACAGGCUGCCUUUUUAGGUCAUGUCAUCACUCGUCUUUCGUCUCUUAAGUUUCCAGUGGUUGUCGCAACAUCUAAACAUGAUAUGAAUGUUUCUAGUCAGGCCUCAACUCUCUUUAAAGAUACACUCAGUGGAUGUAAAAAACAUUGGAUGAAAAAUCUGUGUAUCGUAGAAACGUCUUCACGCCUAAAUGUAAAUGUCAAAACUGUUUUUCAAUGUGCUGCAGUUUUUGGACAUCACAAACGUGCUAAUAAGUACAAACUCCAUACUGGCCUUUUACGUUGUUCACUCAGAAAAUCAUCCAACAAAUGCAAACCAUUCCCUAUGUGUUUCGGAAAGUCAGUGUGGUCUAGUAUACGUUGGGUUCAAUAUGGUACCAGUUCAUGUGACACAAACGUCCAUUCAAUUAGCAGCGAAUCUCCAAAUGUUCGACAUGUACCUUAUUUUCCUCCACUUGUACAGUCUCUCACAUUUCCUAAACAGCAUAAUAAACUAAGAAUUCCUGAACGAAUCAUUUUACCACAGAUGAUUGGCGUAAACGAUCCAAAUAUUCCUAUCACAAACUCCAAUUCACCCUUGAAAACGAAAACCUAUCAAAUGAACGCAAGUCUAUUUCCUGAUACCCAUUUUCCUGAAAACAGUCCUUUUGUUCAAGAAAUAACUUUACCAAAAAUAAGUGAUGUAUGUGAUCUAUCUGUCUUACCAACUCCACCGCCUCUUCUUCUACCUGGUCCAUGCAGUCGAAGUUCUUUUGAACCAAUCAAUUCAUCUUCCAUUGAAACUCGUAAAUCAGUAGCACUUCCCGCCAAAUGUCCAGACUUAUCUCAUAACAUUCCUGCCGGAAAUCCGUUUGUAAAAAUCUAUGUACGUGGACAAACAGAAACCUCUAAUUGUGCCGCAGCAGCAAUGCGAGACCUUUGUCCAUUAGAAUUCUACAUUGAUAAAACUGGACGUCAGUUUCGUGUCAUAAUUCUUUCAAGUUCUUCUAAAAACCUUCGUAAUCAAACACCCAUUCUCAAUCCUUUGCCAUUCUACUCAGAUCCUCCUAAUCGUCGUCCAAAUGGUCUAACCAUUCAACCCGUUCAUAUGUCUCUGACAGCAUCACAGAUGUCAGCGUUCUCUGCCCCGAAUAGUAGUUCAUUGGGAAACAAUUUUGGUACUGCUGCUUAUGGUAAUCAUAAUAAUAACAAAGAUUGUAGUCCAAUUGUUGAUUCGGUACAGGAAAAUCUAACGUUAACACCAUUCAGCGUUGAUAAUUCAAUGCCUCCAAGUUCUUUCCAAAGUUUUAAGGCUAAUCACUUAAAUACUUUGACAGAAUAUUGUGUUUAUUUAUUCAUAUACAAGAAUAUUAACGAGCUUUUAGAAUGUUGUGAACUAAUUAAACAUGAAUCAUCAAUUUCCACUGUCCAAAAACCGAUAAAAGUUUUGGCUUAUUUAUACUGCAGUAAUUAUGACGCACUUGAAGAAAGAAAUGUAAUCCUCUCUGGACUAAUGGCUUCAUCCCGUUUUAGAAUACCUUAUUUGGCUGUAAAUUCUGAAUCAGUAGCAGUGUUUCUGGAUAAUCUUCUCUUCUUAACAACUAAUACCCAGAUAGAAAAAGAUCAAACAACAUAUACUUCCAAUUCUAAUAUUUCUUUUAUUGACUGGAGAAGUUUCAUAAAUGUUGAUUAUUUAUCCAUUCUUACAGAAUUCAUUUGUCUAUCAGAAAAGUUUAUGGAUAAGCUAAUUACAGAAGAUAAAUUCCAAUUUGUCGGAUUAUUAACAGCGUUAAUCCUGUCAAACUGUAAUAUAGUAUCCGGUUGUACUGAUUCACAUAGUACAAACCGCAGAUUAUUCUCUUUACCUUCAACAAUUUAUCGCGAAGAUCCGCAAUCGUAUUGUAAAAGUAAAAAGAAUUCCUCAUGCAUUUACGUGCAUUUUGUACAAUUGGACGAAGUUAUUGAAUCCGUUUUAUGCCAGUCUCCUACGUUCUCAACGGCUUAUAGUCCUCGUGCCCUACUUAUCCACUAUUCUUCAUCUUCCUGGUCCGAAGUUGGAAUUGAUAUUGAAGAUUCUCUCAAUAAACUUUGCUCUGCAUUUGAUUUUAAUACUUUUAGUGAAUAUAAAUUCACUCCAGUGAUAUUACUUGUCGCGUUUCACUCAGGAUCUUCUCAACAAAUCCCUGUAGAAGCUGAAGGCAUUAUCCAUGGGUUAAAACUUAUUCAACGCUUAGCACAUGACUAUAGUUGCCCACUUCUUUUACCAUCAUCAGAAUACGAACCAGUGAAAGUCCAAUUUAGAAAAAAUUCAAUCUCUUCUGGUGUGUCUACAGAAUGUGAAAGUGACCACAUGAACAUGUGCGAAAAUAGUCAGUCUAUAAAAGAUAGUGCAAAAUUUUCAUUGGGUUUUUUAUCUGUUUCUCGGUCGGAUGAUGUAAGAGCUGAACUGUACAAACGCAUUUUUGACGGAGAAUUCAGCAGUUGGUACUCUAGUUUCGAAAUGACUAAAAAUCUUUCUGAUAACUCGGUUUGUUCUAACGUCGUUGCCAUUAAUAACAAUUAUUUCUCAAACACACACACAUCAAAAUGUUCAACAUCCUCAGAAAGUCCCACCGAAAAACCACAAUUUGCGCUUGAUUCUCAAAAUGUGAGCUCUGUCUGUUCAUCAAUCCUCCAUAAUCCACCAAACGAUGUAAUUACACUUCCUUGGCUUCCUCUUAGUCCAUCUGAUGCAUUUUGUUUCCAGAGUUUAAGGUCACUUCCAACUCAAAACUCUUUUUCUAGAACUCUUUGUCUGGAAACUACUCAUGCAAAUAUUCGGACGCUUGACAAUCAUAGGCAACUGUUUCGAUCAAAUAUACUCAAUUCUACAGAGUGUGGUAUCUUACCUUCGACAAUAUGUGAACAAAUGUGUCAGAUGUCUCAGGCUGGUGUAUUUUGUUCAGUAUGUCCACAGUCAUGUCCCACAGCUGUUCCUUUACCCAGUAUUAACUCUUCUGUAGAAGAGUAUUACGCCGAACUUCCCAAAGUAACUCAAUCAGUUACUUUAGAACUGGAUUCACGUCGUCCUCAUCCUAAUCGACCUAAAAGACCUCAUCCAUGUACCGAUUCCGCUCAUUCUCAUUCACCGUCUCCGUUAUUAUCUAACGACCAAAAUUUAUUACCAACAACCACAGCUUUCAAUCAGUCGAUAAAUGACCUGUGUUCUAAAAAUGAUCUGUCCCAUAUUAACGGUCACCAAACAUUAGAUAAUGGUUCAACCGUUUAUGCUGAAGUUAACGAUGCCUUCGUUUACAAAACACUUUCUCAUUGUUCUUCAUCAGGUUUUAUUCCUACCAAACUAUCCUCACAUAUAGAUCAUUAUGAAUUAACAGAUUCUGUACAGCAACUUAAUAAUUUAACUUUGUAUCCGAAUUUUUUAAAUUCUCCGUACACCUCCAAAAUCCGUGAUAAUACUCAUGUACAUGGUAAGUCUUCUAAAUCCUAACAUUUUACUGUUGUCCAGUUCGUGUGUAAUUAGUGUUUUAAACCUUUUUUCUAUAACAUUAAGUGAUUCUAGACAUCAAAAAGCAAAACAUAUUUCCUGUUUUUUAUAUUUUAAAGAGCUCUACAGUUAAAAAUAUGGCACCACCCUUUUGUUUAUUAAUAAACGUUCAGAACUCUGAUCCAAACAUAAAAGAAAAGACUGGUUUAUAUAUAACAUUUCGUAGUUAGUCUUUCGAUACUAUGUGUAAACCAUUAUAUAAAUACUUCAAAAUUGACGUCGGUAAACAUCAUAACAUACAAAAUCCGAAAUGCUAAAAAAUGUACGGUUCACCUAUUCCUUUGGACGAAGGUACAUGAGCUGCGUGUAGUUAAUACCCGCUUUCAUCACGAAUAUAAGAAGAUAUUCCCCCUUGGUUCUACAAAUAUGAAAGGAGGGUGACUAGGAGUUCUGUCCUUGAUCGUAAUUAUUUAACCAAUCUACAUUGAUUUUAAUUUUACUUUUAAAAUCCUUCUUUACAGAAUCAUACUUUCAUAAAUAUGUUUAUAUAUCUUGAUAAUAGAUUCGUUGGCAAGAGAUCUCUUCAUUCAAUUUUGUUUUCAAUGUUCUUAUAUGAAUUGUAAAAUUACGGAUAUUGAUGUUGGACUCAGGAAAACUCAUAACAUUGUUCAAAACUACAUUGUAUCAUCUCGACUCAUUUUCUUUAGACUUUCUCAGCUGGGUUCAUUUCUCGAAUUAAUGCAUGCCUUAGUUUGAGAAACGCUAUUCAUUAAUAUUUAACAGCUGAUAUGUACUCACAAAGAUAUCGUUUAUAGGAUUGAUAUCCCUUUCAUUUGUUUUUAUACUUUACUAGUGGAAUAUAAAAUAAUUAAGCUCCACUAUUUGCAUCAUUAAUCAAAUAGACGAUAGUUGAUUGCAUCCGACAUGAACUCUAGUUAUUUCACACGGCUUUCUUUCAUACCUUGCUCCAGUCCUGUAUCCCACUUUCUUCUUGUUACUAGAACUUCAAUAUGAUAUCGUGUCUCAGAGAUUUCGCAAACAGUAUUUUAAUCACGAUUUCUCUAACAUUACAACCAAAUUUUUUAUUAUAAGGGUUGUGACUACUGUUUUUUUUCAGUAUCAUUACAGAGAUAUUAUUUGAAACACAAGAUAAGUGAAGAAAUAUUUCUCUUCACUUAGUUCCUUAUUAAGGUUCCAUAAUAAUAUGUAAGUUUUACAGUUAAGAAUAAAAUCAAUACCAAUUAAAUGGUGAUCGGUCACCUUAACGAUUUUUUCUUUUAAACUAAUCAGUUAAAAGCUCAUUAAAUGUGAUUCUUUCUUUCCUUUGUCGCUACUAAAAUUCAGGCUCCCUUGUUUUAAAUAAUACACGCGAAAUGUGCCAUUCAAACUCAUCGCGUGUGAAUCCAUUAUCGAAUAUCUUUUCGCAAUGUAAAGCUUCUGCUGAUACUUCCUUUGGAAGACCUAGAUUGCAGUUUAAUCCGAGACAUACAGACUUACCAGCUCUGCCUUCGAACGAGAUUUCAACCUCCAUAUCAACUCAUUCAGAUUUAAAUUUCUCGUCGCUUCCUUUUCUUUGUAUGCCUACUCAAGCGACACGUUCCGUUUUAUGCCCCUCUUAUUCCAACAGUUGUUCCACCCCAUUAUGUUCUUGGUCUACAUGUAAACAGCGCGCGGUAAAUUUCAGUAGGUUUUCGAGAGUACCAAAUGUUUCAGUUUCUGGCAUGCAGUGUGUUCCAAAUACUUUUCAUCUCAAAUCUUCUACGUUUGUUGGACCUGUGAUGCCCAUAGAAGUCCCGUGCGAAUCUCUCCCUGUUUCUCAGUUGAAUCAAAAAAAAAAAUUGACUUAUGUUGUUGAUUCGGCUGUCACUAACGUAUCACCUGUUACAUCCGACUUGUCAAUUAAUCGAAAACGAUUUCCACGGAAUAUUUUAUCCAGUGCUAUAAAGCGAUAUAAUAUUUGGUCACGAUAUAUGUUGAACAAUAGUCAUAAUUCAAAAACUUAACUAUGUAUGCAAACAACAUUUACUGGAAUUUGUUCAUGUUAACAAAUACUGUGUUCUAACCAAAUAUUAUUCAUUAAAUUGUAUAAUGAUGAAAUGACUUCGUCGUAAUUAUCAGCUUCUAUAGAUCAGAUUGAUCUUUUUAACGAAUUUAUUAUUGUGUUAUAAUAUGAAUUUUUAAUGCCAGAAUUAUUCUCAUUAUAUUACGAGAUAACUUUACAUGAUCAUAUUACUUAAUCUAUUUUUUUAAUUAUGUUUACUUAUUAAUGACACUUUUCAAGUGUCACCUUUAUAUUCUAUAUUAACAUCAAUAUUGUUAACAAUAUUGCUAAAUCACUUCAUGUAUUAUCUAUUCUUUCACUUUUAUUCCCAUUGCAAAGUAAUCUUUUCAACACAUUAGGAAAUAAUUUAUUUUAAAUAAACUAUUUUGCGAUUUUUUUCUUAUUC